This is a messenger RNA of Anisakis simplex (herring worm), 278 nucleotides long. The record is from the annotation of a GenBank genome assembly. NCBI's taxonomy places the organism in Eukaryota, Metazoa, Nematoda, Chromadorea, Rhabditida, Anisakidae.
ACCCGGCAUUAGAUAAACUUUUGGAUCGUUGCACUGCGUUGGCGGAUGUUACAGUGGGGAAUUUGGUUUGUGGUGCUGAGUCGUACACACCUGAUAAGAACUGUAUCAUUGGUGAGACUGCGCAGGUUCCGGGCUAUUUCGUAGCGACUGGUUUAAGUGGUCAAGGACUGGCAAUGGCCGGUGGUCUUGGUGAUGUUUUGGCUGACAUGGUGUGUGAUAUAUUGCCGCAAGUUGACGUGUCAAAGAUGGAUGCAAAACGUUUUCUCGAUUUACAUGCA